AGGCACCUGGGCCACCGCCCCUGCCGGCCCCUCCUCCCGCGGCCGGGAAGAGGAAAGUCGCGGCGGGGGCGCGGCCCGGCCUCCGUCCCCGCCCGCCCGCCGUCCCGCCGGCCCGAGCCGCGGCGCCCAGAGCUGCGAGCUGCUCGCCCCUCCGCCGCUCCGGCCCGGGCCGCCAUGUCGCUGUGGAAGAAAACCGUCUACCGGAGUCUGUGCCUGGCCCUGGGCCUGCUCGUGGCCCUGACAGUGUUCCAGCGCAGUCUCACCCCUCGUCAGUUUCUGCAGGAGCCUCUGCCACCCACCCUGGAGCCACAGAAGGCCCAGAAACCAAAUGGACAGCUGGUGAACCCCAACAACUUCUGGAAGAACCUGCAAGAUGUGGCUGCGCCUACACCCAUGGCCUCUCAGGGGCCCCAGGCUUGGGACGUGACCACCACUAACUGCUCAGCCAAUAUCAACUUGACCCGCCAGCCCUGGUUCAAGGGCCUGGAGCCGCAGUUCCGGCAGUUUCUCUUCUACCGCCACUGCCGCUACUUCCCCAUGCUGCUGAACCACCCAGAGAAGUGCGGGGGCGAUGUCUACCUGCUGGUGGUUGUCAAGUCGGUCAUCACGCAGCACGACCGCCGCGAGGCCAUCCGCCAGACCUGGGGCCGCGAGCGGGAGUCCGCUGGUAGGGGCCGAGGCGCCGUGCGCACCCUCUUCCUUCUGGGCACGGCCUCCAAGCAGGAGGAGCGCACGCACUACCAGCAGCUGCUGGCCUAUGAAGACCGCCUCUACGGCGACAUCCUGCAGUGGGACUUUCUCGACACCUUCUUCAACUUGACCCUCAAGGAGAUCCACUUCCUCAAGUGGCUGGACAUCUACUGCCCCCACGUCCCCUUCAUUUUCAAAGGCGACGAUGAUGUCUUCGUCAACCCCACCAACUUGCUAGAAUUUCUGGCUGACCGGCAGCCACAGGAAAACCUGUUCGUGGGCGACGUCCUGCAGCACGCUCGGCCCAUCCGCAGGAAAGACAAUAAAUACUACAUCCCCGGAGCCCUGUACAGCAAGGCCAGCUAUCCCCCGUACGCAGGUGGUGGUGGCUUCCUCAUGGCCGGCAGCCUGGCCCGGCGCCUGCACCAUGCCUGCGACACCCUGGAGCUCUACCCGAUCGACGAUGUCUUUCUGGGCAUGUGCCUGGAGGUGCUGGGCGUGCGGCCCAUGGCCCACGAGGGCUUCAAGACUUUUGGCAUCUCCCGCAACCGCAACAGCCGCAUGAACAAGGAGCCGUGCUUUUUCCGCGCCAUGCUCGUGGUGCACAAGCUGCUGCCCCCUGAGCUGCUGGCCAUGUGGGGGCUGGUGCACAGCAAUCUCACCUGCUCCCGCAAGCUCCAGGUGCUCUGACCCCAGCCGGGCCACUGGGACAGGCCAGGGCACGUGCUCCUGAGUCCCCAUGGUAUUGGGGCUGGAGCCGCAGUGCCCAGGCCUAGCCCUUGGUACCCAAGGGGAGGUGGAGGGUUGAGGCCUACGUGCCACUGGGUGUGGUGGGGUGCAGGUAGCCAGAAAGUGACCUCCCUGUAUGGAUAAUUCUAGGAAACUGAGGCCCAGGAACAGUUGGAGUUGCCCAGUCCGGAGGCCCUCUCUGAGGAGCAAGGUGCCAGGCCCUGGCAGCCCUCCUGACCUGGGUCCGUUGCUGGCCCCCUCAGACGUGGAGUGGGAGGUCCUGGUGACCUCUGGAGCAACCCUGUGCUCAGGUACCUGGGCUAGGCCUGACCUGAUGGGUCUGUGACCGCCCCUUGUCUUCACAGGGAAGAGUCUUCUGUGAAAUGCCUCAGUCUCCCCAGAGGCCAGGUGGCCCUGGCAGGAGAAACUCAACCCUGCGCAGGCUCACAGGCACCCAGCAGUCCACACCCUGGUCUCCUGGGAGAGAGAGCCCAGCAGGCUCUCCGCAGCCCCAGGCCUGCCUGGAGACGGCUGCCUCUGCUCCAGGGCCUCGGCUCCUGGCUGUGUCCUGUAAGGUCUGGAAGGGCGACCGCUCUGACUACCUCAGCACCCCUCAGAACCUCCCUGGGGCUGCAGUCCUACCCUACCCCGACACAGGGCAGAAGAGCAGUGCUCCUGGCCCCCCGAAGUCCCGGAGCUGCUGACCCCCACCCAAGGCGAGUUCCUCCCGCAGCCCCCACCAGCCCAGGCCUGGCUCCCUGGCUGGAAAGCAGCCGGUUUGGCCCUGGAAGUGGACAUUCCUCUAUUACUGUGAAGUUUUAUUUAUGAAGAAUUUGGAGGGAGAAGGCUCCAGGCUUCAGGAGGGGGUGGUGUCCUCCCUUCCCUUCCCUCAUUCCAGCUGCCUGCCCUCAGCACCCCCAGGCCCCUCACAGCCCAGCCCCCUCCAGAGCCCUGCCCCACCGCACCCUGCUUCUCCAGGGCCUAGCAGACCAGCAUCUGCCCGGUGAAGGGAUGGAUCAGCCGUGGGGGUGGGUGCAGAAAGUUGCCACCUCCUACCUCAGCGGGGGUCACCUAGGAAAGAUGGAGGGAUUGACACUAUUUUCUCAAUAAAAUGGGACCUUUUUUUUUUUGUU
Messenger RNA from Macaca mulatta (Rhesus monkey), 2552 nucleotides. It is a transcript of the gene B3GNT7, whose product is annotated as UDP-GlcNAc:betaGal beta-1,3-N-acetylglucosaminyltransferase 7. Lineage: Eukaryota; Metazoa; Chordata; Mammalia; Primates; Cercopithecidae. Gene Ontology annotation, cellular component: Golgi membrane. The record is from RefSeq and is a predicted model, not a curated record. Gene Ontology annotation, biological process: poly-N-acetyllactosamine biosynthetic process; protein O-linked glycosylation. Gene Ontology annotation, molecular function: UDP-glycosyltransferase activity; hexosyltransferase activity.